Physcomitrium patens is the source of this 4800-nucleotide messenger RNA. The record is from RefSeq and is a predicted model, not a curated record. NCBI's taxonomy places the organism in Eukaryota, Viridiplantae, Streptophyta, Bryopsida, Funariales, Funariaceae.
GUUGUAAGAUUCGAGCGAAGCAGCACCGUCCCAUGUGUAGAAAACAUCCAGCGAAUCCAGUUCUUUGAAAACUUUGGUCAUCAGAGAAAGCACAUCAGAUUGACGAUCAUUUCUACACAUCUCGUCUACACAUGAUGUUUGUCGCUGAUCAAUUCCAUCGUUGAGAAUAUUGUUCAUUGCUUAGCUCUCUGAGUGCCCUUACUGUCGUGUACACUUCUUGCGGGAUUCUUCUACAUUACACUCGCAGCCAGAAGAUAUGUUCACUCGUCUCUCAGAAUGCACUAAGGGAAUGUGCAUGCCGAGGACGAAUUCAGUGGAUCGCUGCUACAAGUGUUUCUCUUACCUAGGAUGAAUAGAAAAGGAUUUAUACUGUGUAACUUCAGGGGGUUCCUCAAAAGAUUUUUUUUCCUGUCUUCCAAAGAUUGCGUUAUAGUUGGAUUUAUUUACUAUAAGACAGUCGGGAACACAACCAUGCCAUGGUUUAUGCUGUCUUGUUAUCACGUAUAUUUGAAGUCUCAUUUUUGUCUUCUUUUCGUAUCUGGCGCAGUAUCCGGAAGAAAAUCCAAGGCCAGGUGGUCAAAAUUCAAUUGCCUUCGUAUUGGUUGAAGGAAUUCUUGAUUAAUAAGCGUGGCAUUGUCAAACCUUAGAAAUUGCGAGGUACUUGUGUGAAGAGUGAUGCUAAAGACGGAAUCCAAGGAACCGCCGUUUGAUAAAGAUCAUGCUUGGUUGCAUGUGUUGAUACGUGCAGAAGACAUUAUUCAAACUUUGUGCAACAUGCAGUGUUGAAUACUUGAUUCACUUGCUCUAGUAAUCAGCUUGAAGCAUCAAUGUCUGCCUACAGGAAGGGAUUCGCUCAUUUUCACGUGUAGAGUAAGUCGACAGAACUCUUUAACCGCGGGAGAUGUUAUCACUCAACUUACCAACUGGUUGUGGAUUGACUAGAUCAAUACCCUCUUUUCAUGUUGCGUGAUGCUGCUGAUAUAACUGGAGCGCUGAAACGAAGACUCGUGUCAUCUCGUGGUUGCUGUGACUGCUCCUCCAUUCGAGUUCAACCCAAGUUCUUCAAUAGAAAUUCAAACAAGUGACAAGCCCAGUUUUCUGCAAGUCGGCCAGCCCCCCAAGAUAUUUAACUCGAAGACUUCAGCACGUACUCGUCUUUAUUUUGAGUAUCAAAAAUGGGCGCCCAGGAAUCAUCCCCGAACUCAUUGCCGACUUUCACCGCAUUUUUAGGUGAAAACUGAUGGACAUGCAUUCUGUUCUGACCAUGAAAGUGGCUGGUCAUCACAAGAGAUGCCUAGAUCUGCUAUUAACAUUAAUUGGUGAAUGUUGGUUGCGGAAUCAUGCGGCAAAAGGGAAUGAAUACCUCAUUUAUCUCUGAUACCAUACCUUUUCACGAGUGGAACUUAGAAUGCGAGAUGAUUUUAUUCCAUUGAACUGAGUGGACAAAUCGACCAACUAAUUUACUUAUUUCCAGGAGUGCAUUGUCUCCAAAUUAUCUCAGGUUUUCCAACCGCUGGCUUAGUGAAUGGGCAUAGAUGAUAGCUGGAUUUGAAUUUCUAAGCAUUCUACUCCAUGCUACGUGCGCAUAGUAGACAAUAUCAAGGGGACUGCAAAAUAACUUUCUUUUGUCCCGUUCAGCUUAAUUAUACAAGAGUUGUAGGCUAGAACUCAGAUCGAGGGUUCAAGGUCCUGAUAGGCUAGCGCCACCCCACCAUCCAUCUUCAUCGCCGGAGCUGUUGUGGAAUAAACGUACCUAAAGCUCCAACUUCGGAAUGCAGAGUAACUCGAGAGAAAGGUGAGGAAAAGAAUCUCUAGCGUGCAACUACAAGAGUAGAUACUGUAGUACAGACAUUUUCGAAGUUGGUAAAGAACAUAUGCGGGUGGCCGUGGGGGUGGACGUGCCGCAUGCAGCUGUAAAGACCAAAAAGAAUGGGUCCCACAUUGACUUAUUCUGUGCGUGGAGGAGUGACGGAGGUAAUGCAUUCUAGCCGUUCGAAUGCAGGAGUUACUGCUUGUAAGGGGGUUUCGUGGACUGACAAGUCAGACUCGUAGCAGAACUUAAUGCCACUCUCCAAGUUCCGCAAAUAGCCAGAAAUGAUGACACCCACUUCUUAGAAUUCUAUACCCAUGUCAAACCAUCUUUUAAUCUUUCUUGGGAAGCCAGUCCUCAGAAUUAAAAAUGUAAGGGACCAGAUCAUUCCACGUCUCCAGCACAACAAGAAUAUGCACUAAACGACUGCACUAGGUUUGAAUAUUCAUUGAGAUCUGAGUGGUUAUAUUUUUAUUCACGUUAUAGCCCACAGCAACUUCUAGUUUCCUACCAGUGUCAUGAUUUGUGACACUGUUAAUUAAUAAUUAAUAAUGUCUGGCAAUUGACAAAAUCAACCCACUCAACUUCUCUAUGAUUCUACCGCCAAUUCAACGUUUUAAUUCGACUGAAUAGUGAUACCACCACUAACCUUCAUUUGUUCUUUCUUGUAUAAAGUUCCCACAUUGAUUUGGCUAGUGAUUCAUUUCUCUACCAUACAGGAGAAUUCUCCACCGUGGUUCAUAGUGAGACUGACCCAGCGCCGCUGCUACAAGCCGUGUUGCUGAAACUGCUAAUAUUGAAUCAGGAGCUGAGUCAAUCUCUUCUCAGCGAUUUGUCUUACUAUAGACGUUUAUCAAUUGAUUUGCACUGCGCAAGGAUUACCCAGUACUAGUGGCACAGAGACAGUUACAAGCGAAAACACGUACAUACGCUGGCAGUGUCAGAAGUUUGUGGCGUCGAAGUUUGUGACGCGACAAUUCACCAAAAGGACAGGAGAGCCGAGGCCGAAGUCGAGGGAGCGGCGAGUAAUUGUCUGUAAAGCAGUCCUGGAUUGUGUAUGGAUUGAACGGACUUCUAAAAUCUGCUGAGUGAGUAUGGGAUGUUUACAUGAUAGUGUAAAAAGAAGGACGUCUGUGCAACAUCACGAGCUCAGUUACUGGUUAAGCAGAUCUAGAUAACGGUUCCAAAUCCAAUCACGAACUGCUCCCAAUCGGUUUUGAUUCAAUCCCGUUCCAGCGAAUUCUAUUUCCCACUGAAGAUGCCUGACAACUCCAUAUACCCACCAGAAAGUCGCUGCUCUGCACUGGAGGACUUUACUGCACUUGGCCAGAUCCCGUGUCCCUUUCAUGGUGAAUACAAGCAUGCCAUCCUUGCAUCACCGAGGACUCAUGACAGAGCUUCAAUAAAUCCGAUCUCACAUGCCCAUGGUGGUCGUACUACAACCCGCGGCAGAUCGGGGGCUAAAAGGAAAUCAAAGGACUUGAGUGAUGAACCUCGGAGCAAGGCAAAGCGCAAAUGCAGUUCGAAAUAUUACGGGGUUCGCCUCAAAAGAGGUCUCGGGAAAUACGUCGCUGAGCUUCGCGUCUCAGAAUGGAAGGUUGUGGACAAAAAGAUCUGGCUCGGCACGUACGAGAAGGAAGAGGGCGCUGCUCGAGCUGUGGACCUCGCAAGAAAGCUUUUGAAGUGCAAGAAGAUUAGACCCUUCAACCUGCCAUGCGACGAGCUCGACAACCGAGCUAUGUCGUUUCAAAUGCCACCGAAUCUCAUUCUUUCGGACGUGAACAACCAGACCAUGUACGUGAAGGUAAAAGACUUAUUGAAAAGUGAGUGUCGAAACUACGCCGCCAGCUUCGAGUCUUCGGAGCUCAAUCCUUCGCACUCCACGGCCUCCGCAGCUGAAGCCCAAUAUUGUCCCGUCGGCCUCUUCUCGCAUGAAGAAGUCGACAUGUACUCCGACUCCGAGCUCUCCACCCUGCACACCGUCUCUGAUUCCAUAGUUACAUCGGACCAGCUUUACAGGACCCAGUUGCACUCCAGCAAGGGGAGAUUCCAAGCGAGCGGUUCUAACUUAGAGUUUAGCGUUGACGAUUGCAUAGGUUCAUUCACGCCCGAGUGCACGCUCUACGACCAGUCGCUCUACGACUAUCCAAGUUCCCUAGCCUUCACCAACACGCCUCAGUAUAACUCCGGGCUCCAGCAGGAGCAGCAAAAGCAAACGCUUUUGGGGAUAGACAGCAACGGAGUGAUCACCCCACCUGCUCUGAUGACGAUACCGACUUUGAUGACGUGCGCGGGGGUUGAAGAAUCUCAGGAACCCGACAAUACGGCGAUUCUUGAGCUCAUUCAGCAAUCCAAUUCUCCCGGUCCCUUCACUCCCCCGAUAUCAGAUUCCUUCCUGUGCUUCAUCCCCCCUCCAGAUGCGGGAGAUGCUCGGCGAUGUUUCAGCUUCGAUCCUUUCUCUUCUUGAUAUGAAUGUGUCGUGGUGCUUUGGAUUGUUGUGGGUUGUAUAUGGCUAAUAUGUUUGGGUGUGACAACAUACAUUUACACCAACAUCAUAAGGCGUUGAAUAUGAAGUUUUUUCUGUUUGUAAGUAAACUCGUUCAGCAGCAAGGGAGUUGGGUUUGCUAAUCUCUGCACUGGGCAAGGUGAGGAUUAUUUUGGUUGAGAGUGGAUUAUGUCCAUUCUAAGUUUGCAAAACCUUUUGGGUGUUGCAUGCAGUUCUUUAGUUGUUUCAGGUCACCUUGGAUUGGAUAUGAAGGAUUUGAUCCAUGUAAUUUAAAGUAGAAUAAUUGAUCAACAAGUGAUGUUAGUAGUGUCUUUAAUUAACAUGUGGUUAGAGUGGUUAACAGAUUUAUACAUAUAAUGGUGUGAUAUGUGCAUAAAUUCAUCUCAUUGUAGAAAUAUUUUAUUGUAGAAGCUCUAUUGAAAGACAAUUGUGUCAUGAUUUUUUUUAUUAUUACAUGUUGUGUAAAAAAAACCUUUAUUUCAUA